AAUGAAGUUGUAUACCCAGCACUUUAAGUCAAACUGUUGUGCUGCGUUUACAAAAAGGCAUUCUAAGUUUGAAAAAUUGCAAACUGAGUGCAUGUCAUCUUGCUGAGCAUCUUAUCACUGUUCUUGUGUUUCUGAAUAGAUAUCCGUUAUUUCCACCUGAACAAACGGCUUGCAGACGUCACAAUCUCAGUCCUGUUAUUUUUUCUAUGCUUAACAUUGUGGACACCACUUGAUACAAGUGUAUUAUGUACCUAAUCGACUGUUAAGACUGAGUAGAUCCUAAAUAGGUGAUCUUUCUUUCGUCCUUCUUGAAGUGCAAUAACUUUCUAUAUCUGUAUUAGUUAUUUCUCAAACCCUUUAUCGUGAACUGGCCUUCUGUGGAUUUCAUUAGUUUAGUUUAAUUUUCCUCUAAUAAAAAUGACAGUUCCUGACGAGGGUUUGACGUGCGGUCCUUCGUCAACACGCGAGAGUUCGAAACUCAAGGAUGCAGUCCACACAAACUAAAGAUGUCAGCUCGUUGUCACUGUACACUGCUUCUCCAUCGUUUGUACGUUGAAGUCAAAACAUGCAUAAUUCUUUCCAACAAGGACACAACAUGAAUACUUUCUUCGUCUUGCUCGACUAGCCCCGAGCUGAGGCUAAGCCAGCGCGCGAUAAGUUCUCAGGCUAACAUUGGUCACGUGGCCAGGUAACCUCCGAGAGGGGAACCCCCCAGGUGGGACUUCCCAGUCUCUUGAGCUUGGAAUCCGAUCUAACAGAUGGCCGUGCACUGAACGUGUCGAAAAUAAAAAGGACUUCUACUCAUCAUGUCAGCUGUAAUUGCUGUUCGAGAAGACCAAGUGAUGUCACUGUGAAAGCGUGUCCUUGUACUAAAUCAGCCAGAGACACGUUUAUCAGCAUGACAGUUAUGACAAUCUCAGUAAAGUAAACACUUGUUUACACAUGGGGACCAUUGAAGUCGAGGUCCUGACGGGGCUGGUGACCAAUGGUGUGCACGGACAGCGCUGGCCGGACAGUGUGUACGCAGUUGCCUUGUACACAGUCAACGGCAGAAACCUGAAUUUUAUUGCCAGGAACAUUACAAAGACCGAGCAUGCUGAGGAUUGUGUCUUGAAUUUCUUCCAAGUAUUGCUGCAGGACCAUAUUCUCCAGCCUCAAGUUGUCAAGUUGUUCGUCAGUGCUUCUCCGUGUCAACGAUGCAGCCAAAGGAUCAUCUCCUUCCUGUCCACCGCUUGGUGGUGCCACGGCAUAAAACUGGAGAUGGAAGUGGUGAUUUCAGCAUUCUAUCGGAUCAGACGACCCUCUUGUGAACAAAACCCAGUCUGCCGGGACCAUCUUCCUCCCUACGAGUGGCACCUGGCUCAGGUGGACGGGCUGAAGAGGUUGUACUGGACACCAGGGGUUUUCCUUCGCACUGUUGAACUCCGGGACUGGAUGAUUCUUGGAAAUGUUUUGGGCGUCCGGAAUAUGUGCUUCUGCAUUCGAAUAGAGGAAGACUUCUUACUAAAGAAGGAUUUCGAGCAAAUAAUGGAUUUUUCCUCCCUGACCCUCGGAGUCCCAGCAGAGAAUAAUCUUACAAACCCAUCAUGCCCGAAAGGAACAAUACCAGCGAUACAGCAACCCAAGACAGGACCUCCCCAAGAAGCACAAAGGAGCCACCAAGACGAGAAAAACAUAAAUAAAAACUUGAUAACAACAAAAGAACAUGAUGUGCAGACUGCCUCAAAGGAUCUGCUAUCUGGACAUCAAGAAACACAUCUUGUGCAGACGCCUAUGCAGACUGCUUCACAGGACCUGUCGUCUGGACAUGAAGAUUCAUAUCCUGUGCAGACUGUCUCACAAGACCUGACAUCUGGACAUCAAGAAACACAAAAGGUCACGUGUAAGGACUCGGGGACAACCAUGACGACAAACGAUACAGAGGCAGUGGAGGCAGGACAAGGAGAGACUGGUAGAGUUAGUGUUGAGAAGGGAAAUGUUGACAAGGGAACUCAGACUGAACCGUUGCAGAAUGACCAGCUCACUCCUGAGAAAGUCAAGGCUGACAAGGAGACUGAAACUGUUGAGAAGGAAAAACUUGAAAAAGAAACUCAAAGUGAACCGUUGCAGAGUUACAAAAUUACUGUUGAUAAAGAAAAGUUUGAAGUAGAACUGAUGGAACUAAAAUUACAAGUUGCCAGAAGACAGCAUGAACUUGAAGUGGAAAUACUUCAAAGCAAAAAGGAAUGUUCCAGAUUAAAACAAAUUAAACUCCAAUACGAAGUUCUUAAGUUGCAAAGACAACUUGGUAUGCCUGAGAAUACUAGGAUAACUGCUGAUGUCCCGUUUAAAGUGGAUGAUUAAUGUGGAUGGAGAUGUAGAGGGAUUUUUGUUAUAAUUUAAGUGAAUGCUUAAGUAGGGGUUGUAUAAUUAGUAUCAUAACCCAAAAUGUGGCGAUGAAUUUAGAAAGUGGGUAUUUUAACUUUAAAAAUUGCUGAAUAUAUUUCAAAAGGCACAAACUGCUGACUAGUUAUGCCUACAUUUUGUUGAUUACACAAUGUGGCUUAUAGAUUGCCACCCUGCUAUAAAAUAAACGGAUUGACAGUGAAUGUUUACUUUAUGCUUUACCUACCGAGGUGUUUAAACGAGGCUGCACGUGACAGUUAUUGUAGUUAUUGAUGUACCGAUCUUUAUUUACAUUUAUUUAUUGUUAUUGUUAUUUGUUUUGUAUUAAUGAUUUUAUGCAUACUUGUGUGUCUGGUUGCUUGCCGUCAACCAGUUUGUAACAUGACUAGUUCUAGUUACCCGUGUUGUAUUCUCGUCUUUCAAGUAUUUCUUGUUUACUAUGUAAUUGACUUUGAAGUUCUCUUAUUAAAAACGUCACAAAGUAAUGACUACAGCCUGACCCCAGCCUCUCGUCCACGAUUAUCAAAACCUCUUCUCUUCCACUCAACGCUCAGAAUCUACGAGCUCGUCCUCGCAUGUCGAUUAGAAGCUUGUAUGCUUGUCACAAAAAGUGUGCCAGUGUGUGUGUUUAUUCUUGGUUCCCGCUCAGCCACCAUCCACCCAGCCGGGUAUUUCCACCCGUGAAGACGUGGGUUGAUAAGGGAGGUAACGUCACACUCCAGCCCUGCGUUUCGCAACGUGGGCGCCCGCCUCGGUCACACUGUGUAAAAUCCAUAGUGAACACAUAGAGACACCUUCUAGAAACUCUAUUUAUUUUACCAAAUGAAGGGUUAGAAAAUAACAAAGCCAUAAAGAAAUUCAAGCUGUUAAUUAAAAAAAUCAAUAAUUAGAACAUUUUUCUGGUUCUACCUUUUAACUGUUGAUUUUAAAUUUCCUUUGGUUUAAGAAACCCCGUGUCUCUCUCUCUCAAACACACACAGAGAGAAACAAAGAAAAUGUUUGCAUAGUCGGUGCCUACAACCAUGGCAGCCAUCUUUGCGGAAAUGACGUACUACCUUUAAACACGGCUCGUGACACACACGCCGUGCCGGGCGCCCGCGUUGUGGAAGGCAGGGCAGGUGAGCGUCAGCCUCGAGACAUGUCGCCUCCCUGGCCUCAUUUUUUUUUUUUUUUUUUUUGAGUGGGUUUCUUGGUAAAGGAUGUCUGCGUUCUUAGAAAGUCCUGGAAAUCGAAAGACGGAAGUUGACAACCUCCUCUCUCUUUUUUUUUUUUUUUGUAAGUGUACUUGAUUUUGUCCUCUCACCUGGGGAUGCACUUGUCUGUACACUCGUGCUGUCCUGUCAGCUGGGAGUCAGGCUUCACUCGAGUUUAGUCCGCUGAGAGCUGUUGACCUUAUGAGGAAACUCUCGAAAUGAGCUAUCCUCCGGCAUUUUCAUCAAAGCCAGCCCAUCUGGACAAACUAAUCUAGUUAAUAAAUAUUAAUAAAAAAUCUCUUUCCUUUUUUUAAAGAGAUACAUUAUUUGUGCAAGACUGGUAGGCAAGGAGACAGGGUUAGUAGACAGUAACCGAGAAAGAUACAAACAUCUAAACUAAAACUUUGGCCAUGGAGGUUCUUAAACAUUUCACAAAUUGUUGGUCAUGGCCUUAUACUUCAUACGCUGUCACGUGCUAUACACAUGAGACCAGAAGUCAACAUCACAAGGCCAGGAACAGUCGGGGAAAACACGCAGAAGUCGCUGCCAUCAAACAUUUGGAAGACCUCCUGGCCAAGCAAAAGCUGGGUUCUCCUGUAAUCAAGAUAUACCUUAGCAAUUCUCCUUGUCACGAUUGCAGCACAAAAAUUUUAAAAUUUUUGGACACUACGAGGUCAAAGUACAGAAAAAACCUGAAGGUUGAACUCGUGUUCUCGAGUCUGUAUCGGGUGAGACUACCCUCCAAUGAAGAAAACCCACACUACCCAAGAUGCCUUCCAGACUUGAAGGAUCACGAGGCUCAAGUGAAGGGGUUAAAGAAGCUUCAUAGACACGGUGUUGUCCUGCGGACAUUCACCUCUCAAGACUGGCUGGACCUUGUGAUGACCCUGGACGUGGAUCAUUUUGACAUAAGCGGUCGGAAGAAAAAAGAUGAUUUACUUAGGAGUGACUUCAACAAAAUUAUGGAUCAUAACCCUACCUCUCUGGGACGUAAACAAAAUGGUAAAGCAGCAUCAUUUUCUCAAGAAACCUCACAGGCACUGAAACUGAAGACCGGACCUGUAGACACCAACAAGCCGGUCAGCAAGCAAGGCAACGCAAGUAUAGCCUCGAGCCCUGUGACACCACAGCUAGAACUUGUAGUCUCUAGCCCUGUGACAUCACAGCUAGAACAUAUAGUCUCUUGCCCUGUGACAUCACAGCUAGAACAUAUAGUCUCUACCCCUGUGACAUCACCACUAGAACGUAUAGUCUCUACCCCUGUGACAUCACCGCUACAACGUAUAGUCUCUACCCCAGUGACACCACAGCUAGAAUGUAUCGUCUCUAGCCCUGUGACACCACCGCUAGAACAUAUAGUCUCUAGCCAUGUAAUUUUACAGCUAGAAAGUUUGGAUUUGGCUGUAAAGAACACAUUUUCAAACUCUAAAGAAAAAUCAAAAGACCAGCGAGAUGCUGUGGUAGCCAAAUGUCAUCAAACAGAGACUGACAGAUGUAAUGAUGUCAUGACAGCAAAAGACAAGUGUCAUAGCAUGGUGACAACAAAAGACAAAAGUGAUAAUGAUGUGGUCACAAAAGACAAACGUGAUGAUGUUCUUGUAGCACAAUUCAGACGUGAUCAUAUGGGAAACGCAAAAGACAAAUACGAUGAAGGGAUGACAGUAAAAAACAAAUGUUGUGAUCUCAUGGCAGAAAAUGACAAAUGCAGUGAUGCUGUCGUGGACAAAGACAAAUGGGAUAAAGCCCUGAGAACACCAGACACGUGCACUGAUAUCACGACUGCUCAAGACACAUGGGAUAAUGUAAACAUAGUGAGAGGUAAACAUACUGAAGCGAUGACAGCUAAAGACACAAGUAAUGCAAAAGACGAUUGCGAUGAUGCUAUAGUAACAAAAGACAGUUGUGAUAUAGCAGCGAUAGCAAAAGAUAAAUGCGAUGAUUCGAGGACAUCAAUAAACAAAUCCGAUACCACGAUGAAAGACAAAUCUCAUGUAGUCAUGAGAGCAGGGGAAAAAUCCGAUGUCAUCACAGUAGAAGACAAACUGUCUGAUGUGUCGAUAAAUGAUAAAGAAAACUGCGAUGACCGGAUGACAGCCAACGACAACUGUAGCGGCACCGAGUCAGUGAAAGGAAAAUGUAAAACCGUGGCGACAGCAACAGACAAAGAGAUUGAAGAAAAGUGUGAAAGUGAAGGAAAUAACGGAUUGUCCACCGAGGAGAAAAUUCUCCAAAUGGAACUUGAACUCAUGGAGUUGAAAUUGCAAGCUGUGAGGAAACAGAGUGAAAUGGAGCGUCUAACAGCCAAAGCUGAAUAUUCAGCACUGAAACAUCUGAAACUGUAUUACGAGGUUCGCCAGCUGGAACGAGACCUGGGUGUGCCGGAGCAACUGGGUGUGAACAGCUUGAAAAGUACCCGAGUCCCAUACAAGGUACAGGAUUAGGUAUAUGUACUCAACCAUACGACUGUGGUUCGCUGGAUUACAGUUAAUUGACUUUAAAUGUACAUGUGAGAUGCAGACUUCUUUAUUUUGUUUUACCUCUCACUACUUCUGUCGUAUUUUUUUUUUUUUUUUUUUUUUUUGUUCAGUUUCUUCUUUUACUUAAAGCGCUAUGUUCUGUCAAAUAGAAAUGGAUCAUUGAAUGACAUUAAAGUCACAAUCAUGUAUUUCUAGUUCUGUUGUGUAUUCAUUAGCUGCAGGCUAUAUGGCUAUCAAUAUGUUGUAUGUUAUGUGUGUUGACAGAAUUGCGUCCUUUGGUCCUUCCGAAAUGAUGUCUUACUUUACGCUUUUCGUUUUAAUGGCUACAAAAUUAGGUGAAAAUGUCAGAAAGUCUUAGAUGCAAACAGCAUUUUAGGGCAGAUUCUAAACACAAUAUUCAUUAAUUUACCUAUAAAAUCAUAAUCUGUAUAUUUUACUUCCGUGAACGG
Molecule: messenger RNA, 6504 nt
Organism: Pomacea canaliculata
Lineage: Eukaryota; Metazoa; Mollusca; Gastropoda; Architaenioglossa; Ampullariidae
Exons: 7
Coding region: 3989-6019 (676 amino acids)
Molecular function (GO): hydrolase activity, acting on carbon-nitrogen (but not peptide) bonds, in cyclic amidines; zinc ion binding
Source: RefSeq, a predicted model, not a curated record